This is a messenger RNA of Lepisosteus oculatus (spotted gar), 4891 nucleotides long. It is a transcript of the gene gba2, whose product is annotated as glucosidase, beta (bile acid) 2. Gene Ontology annotation, cellular component: membrane. NCBI's taxonomy places the organism in Eukaryota, Metazoa, Chordata, Actinopteri, Semionotiformes, Lepisosteidae. Gene Ontology annotation, molecular function: beta-glucosidase activity; glucosylceramidase activity. Gene Ontology annotation, biological process: carbohydrate metabolic process; glucosylceramide catabolic process; central nervous system development. The record is from RefSeq and is a predicted model, not a curated record.
ACCGACAUCCUAAACAGAACGGGCUUACGUGGUCACACACAUUCGAUUACCGUGAUUAAAAUUAGUAACCAUAUGAUUCAGUGUGUGGCGCUGUCGGAGACUGUGGGUCAGGCCUUUAUGCUCCUCCAUGUCCUCCCCAGUUAUCUGGGAUAGCCUGUGCCGCGAUCCCUGCAGUUCAGCUUGACCCCAGAGACAGCUGUUCCUGCGGGAAGGCUUGCCGGGGGGUUUGGCGCAGAGGGCAUUGUCUUCAGCCUGAGCAAUACGGCUGGGGAUAUUAAAGCCAAGUUGAAUUUAAUUUUAAAGAGUAAUGACACGCAGCCGUGGACGCAGGGCCAGGGACACAGGCUCCCACAGACGGCAGCGUCCGGGCCCUUGAGCUGCCAGCGCUCGGCGCCAGAGAAGCGGCUGAAACAACAACAGCUCAGCCACAGCUGCAGUGCGGGGUCUCCCGCGGCCGUCGCCGCAGUGUCGAGCACCAUCCGCACAGAGUGCCGAGCCGGGGCCGGGGCCGGGGCCGAGGCGGAGAGGAUGGACAACUCUGUGUUGCAUUGCGUCACAUGAUGUGUUGAGCUUGAAAUUGCCGUGGCGGUGCUGCCCGGUGCGGCCAUGCAAAUACAGGACCGUUUCAUGUCAUGAUAUUUCAAUUUACUUGCAGAGAGUGACACGGGGACUGACUGCAUGUGCUAGCGCGGCAGGCGUGUGCGUGAUCCACGCCCACUGUACACACCGACAACAGGUCGGACCGGUGCUGGCUGACUCUUAAUUAGAGCAGCAGUUGUUAGGCGCAGGAGUGAGCUGGGCUCCUCUGUGUCUGUCCGGCAGUGCACUGUAGUCGGCUUUAUCGAUGAUCAAUUAUCAUUAAUUCGGAUUUGCGCAGUCGGCGCUGGUUGUGAUGAAGUGCGCAGCGUGUCGCUCUCUCUGGGUGCAGCAGGACAAUCGACACGGAGGCCUCGCUACAUAAAACCGGCGCCUACAGCCGAGGUUCAAGGUUUCGUUGUUUUUUAUAGUUCAGUUUCCUUGUUAUCGGUAGCUGCAAUGCAUCACAGACGUGUCACCACGCCUGUGGCUGAAGGCGCUGCGGUCCCGUAUAGCUAAACUGCUGGGCUCUGUCGCUGUUCGCCCGGGAGAGGCGUGUGACAGUGGGAACAGAGAGGGACAGAGAGUUGUUUACACAGUGAACGCCUGCGGUUGACGGGAAUUCCCACUGCCGUAUCCAUUGCCUGUUCGGCGGCCGGGGUUUCGAGCGCGUUCCGCAGUGAUGGAGGCGGGGGACAGCGGCUCCACGGCCGGGCUCAUGAGCCGGUACCAGGGUUCGGCCCGGGGGACCGGGGUGCCGGAGGAAGGCUGGCGGAUCUGCCUGGCGCACGAGUUCAAGGAGAAGAGGAAGCCCUUCCAGGCGCGAGACGUGUCGCUGGCCAACAUAGUGGAGCACCUGGGGCUGGGGGUCAGGUACCUGAGGUGGUGGUACAGGAAGACUCAAGUGGAGAAGAAGGCUCCUUUCAUUGACAUGUUUAACGCCCUCCCCCUGAGACAGAUCUAUGGUGCCCCUAUGGGAGGGUUUGGAGGAGGUACCAUCACUCGAGGUUGGAGGGGGGAGUUCUGCAGGUGGCAGCUGAACCCUGGAAUGUACCACUACAAAACAGUUAUUGCUAACCAGUUCACAGUGUGCCUGCGGCGCGGAGGACAGACAGUGUACCAGCAGGUGCUCUCGGUAGAGCGCCCCCCCACGCUGCAGGGUUGGAACUGGGGGUACUGUGGCAGCUACGCCUUCUACCACGCCCUGUAUCCCCGUGCCUGGACUGUCUACGACCUGCCGGGGCAGAACGUCACGCUCACCUGCCGGCAGGUGUCUCCCGUCAUACCACACGACUACCAGGACUCAAGUCUCCCAGCUGCCGUGCUGGUUUGGGAUGUGGAGAACAGGAACGACUUUGCCCUGGAGGUCACCAUCAUGUUCACCAUGACCAACGGGACAGGCCACAAGGAUGACAAGAUAGGGGGCCACUGGAAUGAGCCGUUCCACCUGGAAAAGGACGGGGAGGCUGUGUCUGGGGUCCUGCUUCACCACUGCACCCCUGUGAACCCCUACACCCUGGCCAUCGCAGCACGAGAGCAGCCGGGCAGAGAGAUCAGCCACCAGACGUCCUUCAGUCCUCAGGGGACGUGCAGUGCGCUGUGGAGUGACCUCAUCACUGACGGGCAGCUGGGCUCCCCUGAUGGCCCUAGUCCUCCCACUCAGAAAGGAGAAAAGGUGGCGGCAGCUCUAGCGGCUCGGUGUACGGUGGCUGCAAUGGGCCAAAACAGCCUGGAGUUCAGUCUUGCCUGGGACAUGCCCAAGGUGACCUUCGGUGCUGGAGAGAGAGAGCACCUCAGGCGGUACACACGUUUUUUUGGGGGUAGUGGAGACGCAGCACCGGCACUCAGCCUAUAUGCUCUGACCCGGUACCGAGACUGGGAGAGGCGCAUUGAGGACUGGCAGAGACCCAUCCUACAGGACAGGUCCCUGCCCAGCUGGUAUAAGUCCGCUCUGUUCAAUGAGCUGUACUUCUUGGCUGAUGGGGGCACAGUGUGGGUGGAGCUGCGCCCAGACUGUGACAUUAGCGGGGGGCUGCGCAGCGAAGAGGGGGGGCUGCCUGCACAGCCAAACAUCAUCCGAGAGUACGGGCGCUUCGCCUACCUGGAGGGUCAGGAGUACCGGAUGUACAACACCUAUGAUGUUCACUUCUAUGCUUCCUUCGCGCUCAUCAUGCUGUGGCCCAAACUGGCCCUCAGUCUGCAGUACGACAUGGCGGGCUGGGUGGUGCAGGAAGACAGCACUCAGAGGCUGCACCUGAUGAGCGGACUUGUGUCUCCUGCCAAGACCAGGAAUGUCGUCCCACAUGAUAUUGGAGACCCAGAUGAUGAGCCCUGGCAGCGGGUCAAUGCCUAUCUGAUCCACGACACAGCGGACUGGAAAGACCUCAACCUGAAGUUUGUGCUCCACGUCUACAGAGACUUCCAUCUUACUCAGGACCAGCAGUACCUGCAGGACAUGUGGCCUAUCUGCCAGGCUGUGAUGGAGUCAAUGAUGCGCUUUGACAAGGAUUCCGACGGUCUCAUCGAAAACUCAGGCUACGCUGACCAGACUUAUGAUGGCUGGACCGUGACUGGACCCAGUGCGUACUGUGGGGGCCUGUGGCUGGCAGCAGUAUGUGUGAUGUAUAAGAUGGCCAGGCUGCUGGACAAGGAGCCGGUGUACAAUCGCUACAGAGACCUGCUGGACAGGGGCAGCUCCGCCUUUGACAGACUGCUGUGGAAUGGUCAGUACUAUAACUAUGACAGCAGUGGCCGGGUGUUCUCCAACAGCGUGAUGUCAGAUCAGUGCGCAGGACAGUGGUUCCUGCGGGCAUCUGGACUGGGUGAAGAUGAGUUCCAGGCGUUUCCCGUGGAGAAGGUGCGCCGGGCUUUGAAGACCAUCUAUGAGCUGAACGUGAUGCAGUUCGCCGGGGGCCAGAUGGGAGCCGUCAAUGGGAUGCGCCCAGAGGGCGUGCCAGACAGCUCCAGCGUCCAGUCGGACGAGGUGUGGGUGGGCGUAGUCUACGGGCUGGCGGCUACCAUGAUCCAUGAGGGGAUGUUGGAGGAGGGGCUGAAGACAGCAGAGGGAUGUUACCGCACAGUGUGGGAACGCCUGGGCAUGGCGUUUCAGACGCCAGAGGCCUACUGUGAGAAGGGCAUCUUCCGCUCGCUUGCCUACAUGCGGCCUCUCAGCAUCUGGGCCAUGCAGCUGGCCCUGGACCAGAGAGCGGGCCAGCCCAGGGACUCGGAGAGCCAGGCAGCUGGUCAGGACGCUGCAGAGCCUGCAGCCAGGACAGAGGGCGAGGCCGUACAGGCUGUCCCACGCACACAAGCUUUCUCUCCUGAGACUGUUAUUGACACUGCACAAGUUGUCCAGUGUCAGAGGGCCAGUGAGCAGGACCCAUGAACCAGGAAGGGGUAGAGCCACAGUAUGGCACAGUGACAUAUCUGGACACCCCCAUGGCCCUCUGUCUCUACCUCUGCCAGCAUUACUUCACAGAGCUCAUCAGUCCGCCUCUCCUGAUCUCCUUGUCCUCUCUGCUCCCUCACAGGGCUUAUCAGUCUACCUCUGCUGAUCUUGUUUUGACCUCUCUGCUCCCUCACAGAGCUCAUCGGUCUACCUCUCUUGAUCUCUUUCUGUCCUUCUCCCUGCUCACUCACAAGCUCCUUUCAGAUCUCCUCUCCUUGUCAGUCAUCCUCUCCCUGCCUUUGCUCUCUGCUCUCCCUGUGUGUGGUGUGGUUGAUGACUCUGUGCACAAGGGCUGGAGUCAAGCUCUGUGUCAGCAGCUGUCCGUGUCUCACAGGCACAACCAGCUUCUGCCCCUGGCAGUGCAAGAGCAGGCUGCAUGCCCGGUGAUCACCUGACUGCUGUUCUCAGAAUGACUGCUGGCGCCAGGUGUGGCUGCAGAAUGAGUGAAAAUGCACAAUCCUUAAUCCCAGUGCACCUCAUCCAUAGUCACUGACUCCAAGUCAGCAUGUUUUUAUUCAGAUCACUGGAAGUGUCAGGAACCUGGAUGACUUUAAAGUCACACACUGUGCACCACAGGGUGAGGCUGUGUUAAUAUCUCCCCUCCAGCCCUGAGGAAACCCCUCACAGGGAUGUUGAUGAGCUACAUUUGGUACUCUCUAUGGUUUUAUGACUAUAAAUGAACACUUGAAGUUUUAGGUGAACUCUGCUGUUUCCAGUUCUGCUGUACAGUGUGGGUUAUGGAGUGGUUGGAAGUUUUUUUGUGUGUUUGUAGACAUUAUGUUUUUAGAUAAUCUGGCAGGUAAUAUGUGAAAUGUUGUAUAUCAAUCCAGAGCUUUCCAAGCAAAUAAAAAUGAAUGAAUACCUUCA